Molecule: messenger RNA, 5974 nt
Organism: Perognathus longimembris pacificus (Pacific pocket mouse)
Lineage: Eukaryota; Metazoa; Chordata; Mammalia; Rodentia; Heteromyidae
Gene: Itga8
Product: integrin subunit alpha 8
Exons: 30
Coding region: 31-3234 (1067 amino acids)
Biological process (GO): cell-matrix adhesion; cell-cell adhesion; cell adhesion mediated by integrin
Cellular component (GO): integrin complex; external side of plasma membrane
Molecular function (GO): integrin binding
Source: RefSeq, a predicted model, not a curated record
CUCCGGCUCCCGGGUGAGGGACGGAGGGCGAUGCGGGCCCGGACGCGUCGUGGACCCCCGGGGAGCCGGGCACCGCGGCUCGCCCCGAUCUGGUGCCUGGCGGCCGCCUUGGGGAUGCUGUGGCCCCCGGCCUCCCUGGCGUUCAACCUGGACGUGGACGGAGCCACCGUGUACAGCGGCCCCGAGGGCAGCUACUUCGGCUAUGCCCUGGACUUCCACCUACCCGAUGCCCGCACGGCCAGCGUCUUGGUCGGGGCGCCCAAAGCCAACACCAGCCAACCAGACAUCGUGGAAGGGGGAGCCGUCUACUACUGCCCGUGGCCCGUGGAGGGGUCUGCGCCUUGCAAACAGAUUCCUUUUGACACCACCAACAAUAGAAAGAUCAAAGUGAAUGGAACCAAAGAACCCAUAGAGUUUAAGUCCAACCAAUGGUUUGGAGCAACGGUGAAAGCUCACAAAGGGCAAGUCGUGGCCUGUGCUCCUUUGUAUCACUGGAGAACUCUGAAACCAACACCCGAAAAGGACCCAGUUGGCACUUGCUACGUAGCAAUUCAGAAUUUCAGCGCCUAUGCAGAGUACUCUCCUUGUAGAAAUAGUAAUGUGGACCCUGAAGGCCAAGGUUACUGCCAAGCAGGAUUUAGUCUGGAUUUUUAUAAGAAUGGAGACCUUAUAGUAGGAGGACCUGGAAGCUUUUACUGGCAAGGUCAGGUGAUCACUGCGAGUGUUGCAGAUAUCAUUGCAAACUAUUCAUUCAAAGAUAUUCUAAGAAAACUUGCCGGAGAAAAGCAGACCGAGGUGGCCCCAGCUUCCUAUGAUGAUACUUACCUCGGAUACUCAGUUGCUGCCGGGGAAUUUACUGGGGACUCUCAGCAAGAAUUGGUUGCUGGAGUUCCCAGAGGAGCACAGAAUUUUGGCUAUGUCUCAAUCAUUAACUCAACAGAUAUGACCUUUAUUCAGAAUUUUACUGGUGAACAGAUGGCAUCUUAUUUUGGAUAUACUGUUGUGGUAUCUGACGUUAACAAUGAUGGAAUGGAUGAUGUCUUGAUUGGUGCACCCCUCUACAUGGAGCGUGAAUUGGAGAGUAACCCGAGGGAAGUAGGCCAAGUCUACCUGUAUCUGCAAGUGAGUGCCCUCCUCUUCCAGGACCCCCAGAUCCUCACGGGCACUGAGACCUUCGGCAGAUUCGGCACAGCCGUGGCACACUUGGGGGAUCUGAACCAAGAUGGAUUCAACGAUAUUGCCAUCGGCGUGCCCUUUGCAGGCAAGGAUCAAACAGGCAAAGUGCUCAUUUACAACGGGAACCAGAAUGGCUUACAUAGCAAGCCAUCCCAAGUUCUACAAGGAAAAUGGACCUCACAGACCGUCCCCCCUGCAUUUGUCCCUUCUGGAUUCGGCUUCUCACUAAGAGGAGAUGCAGACAUAGACAAGAAUGAUUACCCAGAUUUGCUUGUGGGUGCAUUUGGAACAGGAAAAGUAGCUGUUUACAGAGCCAGGCCUGUAGUGACCGUAGAUGCCCAACUUCUGCUCAGCCCAAGGAUUAUCAAUCUGGAAAACAAAACUUGCCAGAUUCCAGAAGUCAACACACCUAUGGCUUGCUUAUCUUUAAAAGUCUGUGCGUCUGUCACCGGGCAAAGCCUGUCUAAUACGAUAGCCCUGACAGCUGAGGUGCAACUGGACUCCCUGAAGCAAAAAGGAGCCAUUAAACGCACGCUCUUCGGCUCCACCCAUCAGCCGCAUCUCGUCUUCCCGCUUGUGAUACAAGGGCAGCAAUCCCUCCACUGCAAGGAUUUCACUGUUUACCUUCGAGAUGAAGCUGAAUUCCGAGAUAAAUUAUCCCCAAUCAACAUUAGUCUGAAUUAUAGUUUGGAUGAAUCGACCUUUAACGAAGGUUUGGAAGUGAAGCCAAUACUAAACCACUACAGAGACAACAUUGUGACUGAACAGGCUCACAUCCUGGUGGACUGUGGAGAAGACAAUGUGUGUGUUCCUGACCUGAAGCUAGCAGCUAGACCAGAUAAGCAUCAGAUAAUCAUUGGAGAUGAAAAUCACCUCAUGCUGAUCAUCAAUGCGAGAAAUGAAGGGGAAGGAGCCUAUGAAGCCGAACUCUUGGUGACAAUACCGGAAGAGGCAGAUUAUGUUGGGAUUGAACGCAACAACAAGGUGCUGCGACCACUGAGCUGCGAGUACAGAAUGGACAAUGUGAGCCGGAGGGUGGUGUGUGACCUCGGCAACCCCAUGGUGACCGGAACAAACUAUUCACUGGGCCUCCGAUUUGCUGUUCCACGUCUUGAGAAAACAAACAUGAGCAUCAGCUUCGAUCUCCAAAUCCGAAGUUCCAACAAGGACAAUCCUGAGAGCAACUUUGUGAGUGUCCAGAUCAACAUCACUGCUAUGGCUCAAGUCGAAAUAAGAGGCGUAUCCCAUCCUCCGCAGAUUGUUCUGCCCAUUCACCACUGGGCACCGGAAGCCGAGCCCCGCAGAGAAGAGGAAGUUGGACCGCUGGUGGAACACAUCUACGAGCUCCACAAUAUUGGGCCGAGCGCCAUCAGUGAGACUGUCCUGGAGGUGGGCUGGCCAUUCUCUGCGAGGGAUGAGUUCCUUCUCUACAUCUUUCAUCUUCAAACUCUGGGGCCACUACGGUGUCAAACAAAUCCUGAGAUCAACCCACAGGAUAUAAAGCCCGCCGCCUCCCCAGAGGACACCCCAGAACUCAGUGCCUUCCUGCGCAACUCCACCAUCCCGCAUCUCCUCCGCAAGCGGGAGGCGCCCGCAGCCCAGCUCCACAGACAGAGCCCCGCCAAAGUCCUGAACUGCACAAAUAUCAAGUGUUUGCACAUCUCUUGUUCAGUGGGACGGCUAGGAGGAGGAGAAAGUGCAGUCCUGAAGAUCAGAUCUCGACUCUGGGCCCACACAUUCCUCCAGAGGAAAAACGACCCCUAUGCUCUGGCAUCUCUGGUGUCCUUUGAAGUGAAGAAGAUGCCUUAUAAAGAUCAGCCGGCCAGACUGCCAGCAGGAGGCAUGGCAAUUAAGACAUCAGUUAUUUGGGCAACCCCAAAUGUUUCCUUCUCUAUCCCGUUAUGGGUCAUCAUACUAGCCAUACUGCUGGGAUUGUUGGUUCUAGCCAUCUUAACCUUAGCUUUAUGGAAGUGUGGCUUCUUUGACAGAGCAAGACCUCCCCAGGACGAAAUGGCUGACAAGGAACAGCUGACCAGCGACAAGACCCCUGAGGCAUAACAGGGGAAAUACAAAGACCAAAAUUUCUAACACUGGUCCCAUCCAAAGGAAAGGAAGGACACAAGGGCUAUGUAAUAAAGGCUUCCCUUUACCUGCCAGUGACCUAAGAAGCCAAAGGGCCCCUGACAUGACCCCUUCAGCAACUCCAUCCUUUGGGGAUGUUGCCGUGGAAACCGGAGAGGCCUGUGGAGAGACAGAAACUCCAACAUGGUGGAAACAAUCAGAUCAGUGGUUAUGGAAGAUUUCUUUGGCUUUUGUCAUUCCAUAUUUGGCAGUCAUUUUUGGAAUAGGGGUCUGAACUUAGGACUUGCUGUCCAGGCUUAGAAAAAAAAAAAAAACCUGGGUUGCAAAAAUGAACUGUCUGAAUUCCUAUAGAAUUUAGGAAGUGAACCAAGACUGAACAACUGUCCAACACUACUGUACCCAAUGGAAUUUCUGACACCUCCCUAUGGAAAAGGAACAUUGGUAAAGACAGGAUGGCUCAGGGAGACAAAGCAAUAUGUUGUUGGUACUAUGAAAAGUACUUUUGAAACAACACAGAUCAUAUUGUGGGGGGAUUAAAAAAAGGAUUAUUUAUUUAUUUUCCAUUUGUCUAGCGAUGAGAUUCUCUGCUUAUCCAGAGGGAUUGGAAAUUAAGAUUUGGUUAGCUAGUUUUCAACAUCACUCACUUUGUGUCAUGCUAAGAUAAGUACUUUGUGCAGAUAAUUUUGUGUUUUGAUAGAGUAUCUUCUGAAUUUAGAUAGUGUUGAGGAGAAACAAAUUAGUAUUAUGAGUCAGUUUUGCUUGAUACUUUGCUGCCUUCUAUCUGGAGUUGGUUUUAUUCAUACUUUCCAGGAACUCAUGUCUGCUUAAUUUAGCUUUACAAAACAUUGAGUUUGCAUUUCCUUUUAUAUAUGCAAAACAAAACAAUAGAAAGAAAAGUCUUUCCACUGACAAGAAUUUCAAGGUACUCAAUGCCUGAUGUGGUUUUUUAAAGUGAUUUAAAUGUGUAGAGUUCAUAUAAAAAAGUUAACAAUAUGGUAAACACUUUUUAAUAUCUACAACAAACAACACCAAUAUUUAGCUUGGGAUUAAAUAUCUGUUUUCAUAUUUGUAUACAAGAAAAAAACAUGUUAAAUAUAAACAAAGUAGAAAUACAAAGCUAUACAGGUGUGACACAAACCUAGAUUCCUAAAAAUUUUAUUUAAAACCUCUAGCACCUAUUUUAUUAUUCAUUUUACAUUAAUCUUUCUAGCACAUAACCUGGGAGAAUAAUCUCUUAUUUAAGCAAUUUUCUCAUCAGCUUUAACUUAACCAUCAUGAAAAAUGUGUUAAGGCUGUUGUAAAUACUCCACAAUCAUGUUUUAUAUUGCCAUUUUGAAGUAAAAUUGACCAGCCAAAUUCAUAGUCUACACAAUUUUGUAGCCUUUUUUAUAAUGAUUACAAAUUGCUAUGAAAUGCUGAACAAAAUUAUAUGUGCAAUACUUUAUAGACAUAUGUAUCUGAGGCAUGUUUACACUGGCAUUAGUUAUUUUUUAAUUAAUAUCCUGAAUAUUAAGAUUGAUAGGAAAAACCUGACCCAAAUCCUUAAGUUUACAAAGCAGUUGGAAAAAAAUCUGUGUCCCAAUUUCCACAAUCACGCUUUAUUUGAAAGAUGAGCCAAAUGCACAGACACUAAAUUUUAUGCUGUGCUUUUAACCUGGACAGAAGCCAUUUUGGCUUCAGCUGCAGAAACCCAUUGGAAAGCAAACCAAAGGCACAUGGAUGAACACAUUGUUGUAGUUCGUCGUCUGUCUGCUUCUGAAUUAAAUCCAUUCUGAAAGCUGUUGACAUGUGUGUCAGGAGCUCAAGUCUAACUUCCAGUGUGUGUGACUGAUGGCUGGUGAGCUAUGCACUUGACUCACAAUUUGAGAGUCCCACAUCAGCCUCUUGGGGGCCUUAAAUGUUAGCUCCUUGUAAGUCCGUCGCCAUCUAUAUGAUAUGAUUUGAGGGAUGUCAAAAUACCUUCUCUGUCCUCUAAAAAUGCCCCCUAAGUCUUGCGAUGCCUGUGUUAUCACCAAAAGAUUAGUAACUCAGGAGUUAGGGUCAUGAAAUGCACUCCUUGCUUCUUGAAGGAACUCAAAACUCUUAAAGCUAACCAUAGGGAUCUGUGGGUAUAAUUUUUACUGAUUUUGGAAUGAGCUAGAAGUGUUAAGACCCAGAUCUAGCAAGGAGUAAGGGCUUCAAAUGCCAACCACAAUCUCAGCCCAUAAAGGUUUCUUCUAGAGAGUUCUGUUACAUACAGGGCAUCGAAUGGCACAUCAUAUACAUGUAUAUGGAAGUUCUCAACCUCUUAGAAUGUGGGGGCAAUGGAGGGAGGGAGAAACCCGAGGUCAGGUGACUGGUCCAGAGGCCAUUCCACUGGCAUUUCUCCCAUCCACACAGAAAACACUGACAAUGCACUGAGUAUGUCAUGACUUUAUCAUUGCUGAGUUCUUUCAUAAGUCCUAAUGUGUUGGGUUCCUUCUCAGAGCCUAUCUGUAUUUCUCUUCCUAGAAUUCCCUUUCCAAUUCUUGCAGCUGAUUUUUAAAACAUGGGGAAAUGGGAGAAUUAAGUUUUACAAACUUGGAGAGUGUGAUACAGUGAAUAAUGUACUAGGCACCCACUGAAAACUUAUACUAGAACUCAACUCUUGUUUUUAUUUAAAUACAUGUAUAGAGAUCUGUGAAGAUUUUCACAUACCUAUUUACCUUGUCACUAAUAAAAUUUAAAAUUAAAGACA